Messenger RNA from Misgurnus anguillicaudatus (oriental weatherfish), 3743 nucleotides. Lineage: Eukaryota; Metazoa; Chordata; Actinopteri; Cypriniformes; Cobitidae. The record is from RefSeq and is a predicted model, not a curated record.
UUUUCACUUUCAAUUAGGCUACUUAGGAUCAGUUUUCAAACGUAUCAUGAUUUUUCUGUGUAAAUAAUUUAUUUGUGAAACCAGAAUUCAACAUGUCACAAACAGAGGAUGCAAAUGUCCAUCAAUCUCGUAAAGACAUCACUAUGGUACUGCUGGGAAUAAACAGCGAAGACAAGUGUAUGAUAGGAAAUGCAUUUGUCCAAGAAGAUUGCUUUGAUGCUGAAAAUGAAACGCGGGCAAGGCUGAAACAAGUAGAUGAUAAAUCAAUCUACGUUAUCAACACUCCACAUAAAUUCUUUUGGCUGAUCCAAGGAUCAAAAGACACAAGAGAAGAGCUGAAGCCAUCAUAUGCAGGUCCACGUGUGUUUCUCUUGGUACUGCAGGGUGACACGCUGAGCCAAAAAGAAGCAGAGUUGUUUCGCCAACUGAAAGUGAGAUUUGGAGAGACAAUGGUAGAAAACACAAUCAUUGUGCUGGUUAGUGACAGAGAGGAAAGUUUUAAAGAGCGAAAUGAGCGAGCUGAUGAGAAACUCAAAAAACUUCUGGAUGAGUGCAGAAAGAGAGUUUGUAUUCAUGAGAAAAAUAAAGGCAUAAAUGAUACCAAGCUCAUCAAACAGAUAAUGGAGACAUGUGAUCAAAUGCAGAAGAAGGAUCAUGAAUCAACCAACACUGCAUCUGGUGAUGACAACCUGAAUGUUGCCAACACUGAACUGAUGAAGCAGACAGAUGAAAACAAAGGGGAAAAUGUCCAGGAAUCUUCAGAUGACUACAUCACAAUGGUGUUGCUGGGAAAGAACAACAAAUCCAAAUGUCUGAUAGGAAAUAUAAUUUUUGGGAAAGAAAAAUUUCAUCCAGAAGUAGUCAAUUGUGAGACAAACAGGGGGAAAGUAGCCAAUGAAAGUUUUGCUAUCAUCAAAGCUCCAUACCCUUUCAACUCAGACCCAAUGACAGACAGCACAGAGCUGUUGAAGCCAUCAUACGCAGGUCCUCGUGUAUUCCUCCUGAUACUGAAAGAAAAUAAGGUGUCUCCUCAAGAGAUAGAGAUGUUUACUAAACUGAAGCAAAGGUUUGGACAACAAAUGGUGGGAAAUACAAUUGUGUUGUGUAACAAAGAAAUAAAGCUGUCUUCAGGAUCAAUGGACAAACCUAGUGUGACCUUCAAACGUGUCUCUCAUAAACAGCUUCUAGAAGAGUGUGGAAACAGAGUUUACCUUUACAACAAACAAACAACAAAAAAUGAACUUGUCAAACAACUGAUGUACUACACACAGAUGAUUAUGAAGAAGAAUCAGGCUUCUCAAUCUUUACAAGAAAGGACAUACAAUAAUAUUUCUCCUGCAAAUAUUUAUAUGAAGACCAUGCUAACACCAGCACUAAAUAUAAUAUCAGCAGAGGAAAUGGUUCAGCAAUCUCGUAAAGUCAUCACUAUGGUACUGCUGGGAAUAAACAGCGAAGACAAGUGUAUGAUAGGCAAUGCAAUUCUCCAAGAAGAUUGCUUUAGUGCUGAAAAAGAAAUGGAUGUAUGGCUGAAACAAGGAGAUGAUCAAUCAAUCUGCAUUAUCAAGACCCCAGAUCAUUUUCAUUUGCUGACCCCAAAAUCAAAAGCGACGAGAGAAGAGCUGAACCCAUCAUAUGCAGGUUCACGGGUGUUUCUCUUGGUACUGCAGGAGGUCAUGCGGACACAAACAGAAGUAGGGAUGUUCAAACAACUGAAAGUGAGAUUUGGAGAGACAAUGGUAGAAAACACAAUCAUUGUGCUGAUUAGUCACAGAGAUGAAAGUUUUAGAGAGCUAUAUGAGCGGGCUGAUGAAAACCUCAAACAACUUGUGCAUGAGUGCAGAAAGAGAGUUUGUAAACACAAGCAGAAUAAAGGCAUAAAUGAUACUGAGCUCAUCAAACAGAUAAUGGAGAUAUGGGAUCAAAUGCAGAAGCAGGAUUAUGAAUCAACCAAGAUUGCAUCUGAUGAUGACAACAUGACUGAGAUGUUUGAAGACACUGAACCGAUAGAGCAGGAGCUUAAGUGCACAGGAGAAAAUGUCCAGGCAUCUUCAGAUGGACACAUCACAGUGGUGUUGCUGGGAAAGAACAAUAAAUGCAAAUGUCUGAUAGGAAACCUCAUUCUUGGGAACGAAAAAUUUCAGUCAGAAGCUGUCACAUGUGAGACAAAUAAGGGAAAAAUAGCGGAAAAGAGUGUUGAUAUCAUCAAAACUCCUUACCCUUUCAAAUCAGACCCAAUGACAGACAGCAUAGAGCUGUUGAAACCAUCAUACACAGAUCCUCGUGUAUUCCUGAUACUGAAAGAAAAUAAUGCGUCUUUAAAAGAGAUAGAGAUGUUUACCCAACUGAAGCAGAGGUUUGGACAACAGAUGGUGGAAAACACAAUUGUGUUGUUUAACAAUGAAAAACCCAUUUUCAAAAGUGACUUUCAUAAACAGCUUGUAAAAGAGUGUGGAAAUAGAUGUUGCCUUUACAACAAACACAUUACAAGCGCUCAACUGGUCGAUCAACUGAUGAAAUACACAAAAGAAAUGAUGGAGAAGAAUCAACUAAAGAAUCAUUGUUCUAAUUUAUGUUGCUUAUUAUCAGUUUACCAGGAUUGUCAGCAGCCGGCAGCAAUGAAUGUUAUAGACCGCAGCUUCAUGACCAUUGUGCUGUUGGGACAGACAGGAAGUGGAAAGAGCGCAACAGGAAACACCAUCCUGGGACAGCAACAGUUUGAGUCUCGUGCCAGUUGUGUGCCGAUAACAAAGUCUUGCGAUAUAAAAGAAGAAACAGUCUGUCACAUGAAGAUCAGGCUCAUAGACACUCCAGAUUUCUUUAAUGAAGAUCUUAAGAAUCAAGACGAACAGUUACGCUAUUGCAAAGAGCUCAUUCAGCACAGGCCUGUUGUGUAUUUGUUGGUUAUGCAUCUCGGUCAUUUCACAGAGGGAGAGAGAGAGGUUCUGCCACGCUUGAAGAAAGAGUUUGGUGAGGAUGUGACUUCAAAAACUGUGAUUCUUUUCACCGGUAAAGAGAAACUGCAGGAUAAAACUUUGGGAGAUUAUAUCAAUGGAAGUGAUCAGGAACUUCAACAGCUGAUCGGAAGAUGUGGCUCAAGAUGUGUUGCAUUUGACAACAACAAGAAAAACCAUCAACAAGUGAAGGAACUUAUGGAGAUCAUUGUGAACAUGCAGACAGAUGGAAACAUUCCUGGGAUAAUGCCACAACAUCCUUACAAGAAACAAAUCAACAUUCCACAAAAGAUAAAGGAUGCAGAAUGCAGGAUCUUGUAAAGGCAAAAUGUGUGUGGAUGUUAAAUUAUCAAUCCUUUCCCAUCUGUUACACACCUGCAUACAUUAAAUAAAUAUAAUAUGAUGAUAAAUGUAUACAUGUCAGUUUUAGGUAUGCUAAUAGUUGUGAUACAGAUAAACCAUACAAGUUAUCUCUUAAUAUUUACUGUAAACUUAUCGGGGAUAGAAGAAUGGUUCAUACAACAUUUUGAAUCUUUCAAUUGCCAUUAAUUCACACAUUUCAAAUAAAAAUAACAUUUAAACUUGCAUUACCUGAUCAAUUAAAGUCUGGGACACUAAACCCCGACCAUUUAAGUUUCUACUUAAGACAUUUAAUCUCAGUGAUAGGAAAUAUUUUACCCAACUAUUAUCUUGUUUUUAAUUAUAGGCGGUGCAUUGGCUCCCUCUGGUGGCAAAACAAUGCCAAAGUAAAUGUGGCCUUUAGUACUACAAUUUACUCAUUUAUUACAUCAU